Molecule: messenger RNA, 3583 nt
Organism: Pungitius pungitius (ninespine stickleback)
Lineage: Eukaryota; Metazoa; Chordata; Actinopteri; Perciformes; Gasterosteidae
Gene: brinp2
Product: bone morphogenetic protein/retinoic acid inducible neural-specific 2
Exons: 10
Coding region: 1029-3470 (813 amino acids)
Biological process (GO): nervous system development; negative regulation of mitotic cell cycle; cellular response to retinoic acid
Cellular component (GO): cytoplasm; dendrite; neuronal cell body
Source: RefSeq, a predicted model, not a curated record
GGCGCGGCUUCACACCGGGAGGGUGAGCACAGUUGGUGGAGGAGAUGCGAGAGAGGGAGAGGAGCGGAAAGCGCUUGUGGGAAGAGGCGCUUCCCUGAGCUACUUGCAGAAACAAAACGCCGGGCUUGACACUGAGUGAUGACCGUCGCACGGAGAGACCGAGACCGGAAAUAAAAACGCACGCAUAGGGAGAGGAGGAGGAGGGUGCACAGUUGGUGGAUACCUGCGCGUAUUCGUUUUGGCCGCAGGUAAGACCCCUCCGAAGGGAGAGCUUUUUCUGAUUGUUUAGUGUCCGGUGACGGAAGUGAGAGAAGAGCACAUUGUCUUGGGAUUUUAUUCAAUUAUUUUCUGCUUGCCUUUUCGUAAAGCAAACACUUCCCCGGUCAUUUUCCCACAUUCUAACACCGUAAUUGGGAUUUUUGUAAGAUCGUGGACCGUUCUGAAAACGGGACAACGACGCGCAGCGUCUCCGGUCAGCGAGGGGAACACAUUCCUCCAAACUCUAAACUGGUGCCUCGAGACGGACUAUUUCCAAUCCCAUUUGUGAGCUGAUGAGGAGGACAAUGUUUGGAUUAUUAGUGCCUGACCUGCCCCGGCAAAAGGGUAUGGAGUGAGGUACCCAUAGAUAGAUAGAUAGAGAGAGGAGGGAAGUCGGUGCUGGUUGGCCGCCGUCCACUUGUUCGUUUGCGCCUUUUUGCCAUUCUCACCCACGCACCUCGUUUUUUAUUUAUUUCACUGGAUACACGGACACACACACCCCAGGAGACGACGAACGAGAAGGACCUGCGCUCGAACGCUGGUCCCUCCUCAUCCUUCUGACACAUGCUCGCACCAGCACCAGGACAGAGAGCGAGCAUCCGCUCACAACGAGUACUACGCCCUCACUCCCCGUCAGCUGGACCAUUUGCCCAACCAACUUCUACCCCCUCGCCGUUUGCCCCUGCAAGAUUUAAACUCAUGGGCCAGUGGGAGGUAACUGUCAGAAGAAAUGCCGGUCUUAGGUGCCCUAGUACAUCUUCACCUGGACAAUGGCAACACAGUGGCCAAUGAGAAAAGAGAGAUGCUCCCAUGGCGCUGCCUGCCUUGCUAGAUGGCCGGCCUCCUCGUUGAUGUUUCUAUGGUUGCCGUGGGUGUUGCUAUGGCUGCCGUGGACCACCCAAGCUGAACAAGCGGGCAGUGGGAAGGUUCUCCACGGUUCUCUUUCGUCCCCCUUGUCCUCAUCUUCUUCCUCGUCCUCAUUAUCCACAUCCAGCUCUUCAGCAUGGGGCUUCAACACAAGGCACAGCGGGGGGCAGCUGGACUGGCUGCUGUCGGAGAAGGGACCUUUCCACAGAGGUCCCGAGUACACAGAAUUCAGAGAGAGGUUCCAGCAGGGAUUUUCUACCAGAUACAAGAUUUACAGGGAGUUCAGUCACUGGAAGGUGAACAGCCCCGCAACAGAGAAGAGAGAAUUCCUCAAAUCUCCGCUGCCCUUAGCGCCGGAGUUCCUGCGCAACCUGCGGUUGCUGGGGCGACGACCGACCCUGCAGCAGAUCAACGAGAACCUCAUAAAGAAGUACGGGACCCACUUCCUCGUCUCCGCUACACUGGGAGGAGAGGAGUCUUUGACAAUUUUCCUGGACAAGCAGAAGCUGAACAAGAAGUCGGAGGGUAACAGCAACACCUCAGUAGUGUCUCUGGAGCUGCUCCAUCAGCUGGCCGCUUCUUACUUCACAGAUCGAGAGAGCACCCUGAGGCGACUGCACCAUCUACAGAUUGCUACCUCUGCCAUAAAGGUAACCGAGACAAGGACGGGCCCUCUAGGCUGCAGUAACUAUGACAGCUUGGACUCAGUUAGCUCCGUGUUGGUGCACAGCCCGGAAAAUAAGAUCCACCUAAAGGGCCUGCAGGAUGUCCUGCCGGAUUUCCUGCGUGGGCGCUUUGUGGAGGCAGCCCUUAGCUAUGUGGCGUGUAACUCUGAGGGAGAGCUGCUGUGCCGCAACAACGACUGCUGGUGCCGGUGCUCGCCCCGCUUCCCAGAGUGCAACUGUCCUGUUGCUGACAUCAGGGUCAUGGAGGAGAACCUUGAGAAGAGCAGAGAUGCUUGGGACAGCUUCAACCAAGAAUUCAUGGAAUCGGAUGAAUUUAAAGGCCUGCUGAAGCGCUUGCCCACGGACCGGUUCCUAAACGUGUCAACCAUUGCCAAGUUCUGGUCGGCCGACUUGUCCCUCCAGAAGCGCUUCGCCCAGUUGGAGUACAGCACUGCCUUUGUUCUAGGGAAAGCCCAGAAGGUCGUCAGGAAACUGUUUACCCUGAGCAAGCGCUGCCCGAAACACCCUCUCAUCAGCCUGCCCAGAGAGAGACCCAUCGACUUUUGGUUGAGCAGGGCUCAGUCUCUGCUCUACUGUAAUGAGCAUGGCGGGCAAGGCUUCUUCUCUGAGGAGGGGAAGAGCUGUAGCUGUCCAGCAGAGCAGCCUACCUGCCAAGGAGCCAUUCCAUGUGUCGUUGGCACCUCCUCCACCUCUUGCUCCUCCUGCGCAGCUGAUAAUACGAGCCGCUGCGGGGCCUGUCACCACGGCAACCUCCUCCAUCUUGGCUCCUGUCGGCCCAGCAUCGCCACAUCCCUGGACCACUACCUGAACUUUGACUUGGACAUGCCGGAUGCUGAGGUGAAUUACCUGCUUCAGCGACUUGACAGCAGAAUCGAGGUGCAUGCCAUUUACAUCAGCAACGAUGUCCGCCUGGGAAGUUGGUUCAACCCCGCCUGGAGGAAGAGGAUGUUGCUGACCCUCAAGAGUAACAAAAAUAAGUCCAACCUCAUCCAUAUGCUGAUGGGCAUUUCUUUUCAGAUAUGCUUGACUAAAAAUUCAACACUGGAGCCUGUGCCUGCAAUUUACGUCAAUCCUUUUGGGGGAAGUCACUCAGAGAGCUGGUUCAUGCCGGUAAACCAGCCUGACUUUCCCGACUGGGAGAGAACUCGACUGGAAACUGUCGUCACGGCACAGUGUUACAACUGGACACUGACCAUGGGCAACACAUGGAAGUCGUUCUUUGAAACUGUGCACAUCUACCUGCGAAGCCGCAUACUUACAGAGGAUCCCUCAGUGAACGAAACUCUCUUCUAUGAACCAUUAGACAUUGACGACCAGACGUCCAACCUUGGGUAUAUGAAGAUCAACACGCUCAAAGUGUUUGGAUACAGCCUGAACUUUGACCCCGAGGGCAUUAAGGAUCUCAUUCUCCAGCUGGACUACCCUUACACGCAGACUACGCAGGACGCCGCCUUUCUAAUGUUGUUGGAGAUGAGAGACCGAGUUAACCGUCUGUCUCCGCCAGCACCACAGCCCCUGGACCUGUUCUCUUGUCUGUUGCGCCAUCGCCUCAAGCUGUCUGCCGGAGAGGUGGCACGCAUCAAGGACUCUCUGCAGAUCUUCAACUCCAAGCUCCCCAAUGCUUCUCCUGAAAUUGAGCUGGGCCAGAUUUGUACCUAGCUAGUAUUAGCAUACAAGUCAGGUUCCUAGAACGUGGAGCUGCUAGACCGAACCAGGAGAAGUACAACAAAAUGACCACUAGGCCCCAAAGCCUCUGGAUUUAAAGAACAUCG